AUGAGAAUCAUCCUUGGAAUCAUUGCAACCACAACUCCCAGCGACCCCUUCCUCGUCUCCUCUGCCCAGGAAUGGCCACUGGGCUCAUUGCUGCUGAUGCAGGAGGUGCCAGGCAGGCAGCAGGCACGGAGAUGGACACAGACCUCCAACAUCUCCAGCAAAGAGCUGACCGAGCUCAUCGAGCGCCUGCAGAAAAAUGCUGACCAGGUGGAGAAAAACAUCGUGGAGACCGACUCCCGAAUGCAAAAUGACCUGCACAAGAUCAAGGCGUGCCAGCUGGCUCAGUACAAGGAGCUGACAGCACAGAAACUCUCCGAGUCCGACAAGCUGCUCUACGUGCUGGAUGGGGACGCGGCCGUGGCCCGGCACAUGAAGCACCCCCAGGGGGACAUGAUCACAGAAGACAUCCGGCAGCUGAAGGAACGCGUGGCAAACCUGAAAGUGAAACACGAGCAGAUCUACAACUUCCCCCUGCAGCACAUUGAGCCCCAGGUCAACUGGUCAACAGUGAUCGAGGAGAAACAGGACGCGCUGAGCAGCAAAGGCUUUGGGACUGACCUGCCUCUGGUCAACAGCCAAGUAGAAGAGCACAACAUCUUCCACAACGAGGUCAUGGCCAUCGGGCCACACAUCGUCAAGGAAGGCAGCAAGGAAAACAUGAACGACUUCCAAGCCAAAUACCAGAAGCUGCUGGCCGGCUCCCAGCAGCGGCAGCAAGACCUGAACUCGCUGCAGGAUUACAUGCAGCGCUGCACCAACAAGCUCUACUGGCUGGAUCAGCAGGCCAAGGACAGGACCCAUUACGACUGGAGCGACCACAACCUGGACUACCCCAGCCGGCGCCGCCAGUACGAGAACUUCAUCCACCGGAAGCUGGAGGAGAAGGAGGAGGCCAUCAACAAGCUGCACGCUGAUGGGGAUCAGCUGCUGGCCCAGAACCACCCUGGGAAGAAUGCCAUCGAGGCUCACAUUGAGGCGGUGCACGCUGACUGGAAGGAGUACCUGAACCUGCUGAUCUGCGAGGAAAGCCACCUGAAGUUCAUGGAAGACUUCCACAAGUUUCAGAAGGACACUAAGGAUGCUCAGGAGCUUUUGAAGAAGGUGGAUACAGACCUGGACCAAAAAUUCAGCCCGGAGUUCAAGGACAGAUACCAGCUGGAGUCUCUCCUCCGGGAGCUGGAUGACCAGGAGAAGGCCUUGGACAAGUACGAGGCGGUGGUGAAGUCUCUGCAGGAGCGCAGCCAGCAGGUGCUGCCCCUGCGGUACCGGCGGCAGCCGCCGCCGCAGCCCGUCCCCGUGGAGGCUCUGUGCGAGUACGAGGGCGAGCAGGUACCGCCACCCUCCGGGACGGGACACGGCUCUCAGGCCAACCUUUGGGAAGUGGCCGACAGCGCAGGAGACACGCUCAGCGCCCCCGGGGUCUGCUUCAUGAUCCCCCCGCCCGACCCAGAAGCGCUGGCCCUGGCAGAGCAAAUUGCCAAGCACUACGUGAGCGUGAAGGAGAAGACCAACAACUGCAAGAACAUCCUCCAGCAGCGCUAUGAGGGGCUGAAGGCAGACAGCAUCGGAGAUGCUGCAUCAGUUCGGGGACGCCAGCUCCUGGCAGGACUGGAGAAAGUCACCAGUGACCUGGACAAGCAGGAGAAAGCAAUAACAGCAAACCUCCGGCCACCGCUGGAGCAGAGCCGGGCAGUGCAGGACAGCACCGAGCGCUCCAAGGACCUCAAGAACAUCACCAACGAGGUCCGGCGGAUCGAGCCUGAGAAAACGAGGAAGAUCCAGGAGUGCGAGGCUUUCAUCGAAUCCGUGCCCAACACAGGCAGCGCCACCCUGGUGAGGAACAAGGUGGACAACACCAACAAGAAGUACGAGCGCGUGGUGCAGCUGCUCAGUGCUGCCCAGGAGAAAGUUGAGGUGGCCACAAACCUGGAGAGAAGCCUCCAGCAAGGCCGAGACCUGCUGUCAACCUAUGAGAACAAGCUGGUCAUAGAUGACACGGUACCAGAGGACUUGAGGGUGGUAGACAGGAAGAAGGAAGAGCUGCUGGCUAUGGGCACUGAGCUCCAGUCCAAGAAGUUCCUGCUCAGUGAAGCCGAGCAGAACCUGCAGAGGACCAAGACAUGCUCCAACACCCUGGCCAGCAAGUUCCAGGAGCACUGCCCUGACAUCGAGCGCCAGGAGGCAGAGCUCUACAAGCUCAACCAGCGCUUCAACAACCUCAGCAAGCAGAUCGACCACAGAACGCAGACCCUGCAGAAAGCAAAAAGUGCCUACUCCAACUACCGCACCAACUACGACAAGGUGAACCAGUUCCUGUGCAACAUCCCCAACUACGAGCCCCAGGAGACUGACAACAUCCAGCAAGUGGAGAUGAAGCUGAAGAGCCAAGCGGCACUGCUCAGUGACAUUGCAAGCAAGGAACAGGAGGUGCAGAAGGUCUCUGCCACAGCUCAGCAGUACCAGCAGGCAGUGAAGGACUACGAGUUGGAAGCUGAGAAGCUGCGGUCCAUCCUGGACCUGGAGAACGGCCGCAAUGGCUACACGAGCAAGAAGCCCAGGCUGCAGUCCCCGGCUGCCAAAGUGAAGGAGGAGGAAGCUGUUCUGGCAGCCAAAUACACAGAAGUGAAUGCUGUGAACAAGCAGAGGCUGCAGAACCUGGAGUUUGCCCAGAGCCUCCUGCGGCAGCAGCCAGAGAUUCAGGUGACACAAGACUUUGCCCAGACCAAAAAGUCUGUAAGGCCUGUGGAAGAAGUCUGGAAGUUGAAGAAAGAGCUUGAGGAUGAGACUCAGCGUCGGCAACAGCUCGAGGCAGAGAUUGAAGCCAUUCAGAACAACAUUGUCCACCUGCAAAACCAGAAGCCCCAAGAAACUGUGGUGAAGAAAGAACUGGUGAAGAAGGUGCCUGACCCCCAGCUGGAGGAGAGCUUCCACAGACUGCAGCAAAACCUGGCAGAGGAGCAGCGCAAGAACCAGGUGCUCCAGGAUGAGCUGGAGGCUCUUAAAGUCCGUCUGCGUGUUCUGGAGCACGAGAAGAGGGAAGGAGGGCAGGAGUACAUUGUGAAAGAGGUGCUGAGGAUUGAACAAGAUAAAGCUCAAGCUGCUGAAAUCCUCAAGCUCAAAGAGGAACUGGAAGAGCUCAGGAGGCAGGAAGGGACCAGGGAGAGUGAGGUUAUCCUCUUACGCCAACAAAUUGCUGUACUGUCCAGCGAGAAGAACAAAGAGCAGGAGAAGGUGACAGAGAAGGAAGUGCUGAAGCUGCAGAACGAUCCCCAGCUGGAGAUGGAAUUCCGGAUGUUGCAGGAGACCAAGGAGAGGGAGAGUGCCCUUCGGCAGAAGCACGAGGAAGAGCUCAGCUUCCUCCAGGAAAAGCUCAAGCGUCUGGAGAAGGAACGGGCCAUCGCCGAGGGCAAAAUCACCGUCAAAGAGGUGCUGAAGGUGGAGAAAGAUCUGGUCAUUGAGAGGGAGGUGAACGAGCUCCGGCGCCAGUACGAGGAUGAGAAGUCCAAGGGCCGUUCCAAUGAGAGGGAAAAGGCUGAGCUGCUCAGGAAGAUCCAGCUGCUGGAGGAGGAGAACUCCAAGGUGGUUGUUCAGGAGAAAGUGCGUGAGAUUGUGCGCCCAGACCCCAAGGCUGAGAAUGAAGUUGCCAACCUCCGCUUGGAGCUGGUUGAGCAGGAGAGGAGGUACCGCGGUGGGGACGAACAGCUGAAGAGCUGCCAGAAUGAGCUGGCUGCUCUGAAGAACAGAGGGCCCCUGGUAGAAGUCAAAGAAGUCAUUAAGGAGGUCAUUAAGUACAAGAAUGAUCCAGAAACCGAAAAGGAGUUACAGCGGCUCCGGGAGGAAAUCAUAGAGAGGACCGGAGCUAUCGAAAGAGCUGACCUGGAGAUUUACCAGCUGAAACAAGAGAUACAAGCUUUGAAAGACACCAAACCUCAAGUGCAAAUGAAGGAAGUUGUUCAAGAAAUCCUCCAGUUUCGGGAGGACCCCAAGACUAGAGAGGAGGUAGAGUCGCUGCGAGUGCAGCUGGCAGACGAACAGAUGAAGCACAUCGACCUGGAGAGGGAGCGGCUUCUCCAAGAAGAAAAAGUAAGACAGAAGGAGGAAGAACUUUCUCAGGUGAAGGAGAAAGUGGUCCAGCAGGAAGUAGUGAAGUAUGAGCAGGAUCCUGCCUUAAAAGCUGAGGUGAACUCCUUCUCCCAGAGCAUCGAGAGCGAGCUGAAGCAGAUCGAUGGCCUCCGUGAGGAGCUGCGCAAGCUGCAGAGAAGACGCUCCGAGCUGGAGCGGCAGCUGGAGGAGCUGGAGAAGGAGAGACAGGCCCGCAGGGAGGCUGAGCUGGAGGUGCAGAGGCUCAGGAUCCGGCUGAACGAGCUGGAAGAACAGGAAAGAGAAACGACAGAACGAGUGACUGUGAAACAGAAAGUGAUCCUUCAGCAAGAUCCCCAGCAGGAGAAGGAGCAUUCCCUCCUCAAGCUGGAGUUAGAAGAAGAGAAGCACCGCAGACAAGUCCUGCAAACUGAACUAGAAGCCCUGAGAAAGAAGCUCCUUUCUUUGGAGAAGAUGGAGGUCAAGGAGAAAGUGGUCUUUUCAGAGAGUGUCCAAGUGGACAAAGGAGACACAGAGUACGAGAUUCAAAAGCUGAAGAGCAACCUGGAGGAAGAAAGUAGGCGCAAGAGGGAGCUGGAUGCAGAUAUCAACCGCCUGGAAACCAGGCUGUCCGAGGUGGAAUUCAACAACUCCAAGUCAUCAAAGGAGCUAGACUUGUUAAGGGAGGAAAACCACAAGCUCCACCUCGAGAAACAGAACCUGCUGAUGGAAACAAGGAGACUGCAGUCAGAGAUUGAACUCACCGCAACAGAAGCUCAGGAUUUGAGAAACAUGACCCAUGUGGACAGUGGAAUAAACCUGGACUCCAGGUUCCAAGCUUUGGAAAGAGAGCUAGAGGAUCUGAAGCAGUUAUCCAGAGAAAAAGAUGCAGAGAUUGAGCAACUCCAGAAUCGCCUGAAGACAGUGGCUAUCAAGAGGGAGCAAAGGGAGAACCACCUGAGGCGCUCCAUCGUGGUCAUUGACCCCGACACAGGGAAAGAGAUGUCUCCAGAGGAAGCUCACGUGUUUGGCCUCAUUGAAUGGAGCCUGUUUGUCAAGCUGAAGAGCCAGGAAUGUGACUGGGAGGAGAUCUCAAUAAAGGGUCCGAACGGGGAAUCGUCUGUGAUCCUGGACAGGAAGUCUGGCAGGGAGUUCUCCAUCGAGGACGCCCUGAAGAGCGGGAGGCUCACUGCGGCCCAGUACGACAGUUACCUCAACAAGGAGAUGUCUAUCCAGGAGCUGGCAGUCUUGGUGUCCGGAAGCAAUUACACAGCGCUCGCUCCACUUUAGGAACUUCACUUCAAGAGCAGCCAGUCGGAGCUGCAGCACCUUGUAGACAUCCAGAUCACUGCAAAGCCUCGCCCUCCUUCGCGUCUUCCAAACUGCUACAGCCUCUGCCCCGGCCAUGCUAUGCAGCCACACCGCUUGCUGUCACACACUGCAGAAAACACCACCAGUAGUGGAAAACAUCUGCCAAACCUUCUUCCCCUCUUCCUACCAGAAAACAAGAGAAAGCCUUAGGACAGUGAAGUGCCUCAAGUCCGAAGACUCAGCAGAACCUGCGGUUUCCUCAGCUCCUGCUCACGUAGUCAUGUAUGAAGCCGUGUCGGGAGAGAAGACUGAAGGUCCAGGUGACUCUGAGGUGACCUCAGGAGCUGGUUACAUCAACUGCAUGUUGGUAAGCCAGACAGUCCCACCGUGGACACCUGACUCAAUGAUGGGCUCGUCCUCUGAGAAAACCAGCUCUGUGCAAGCCAAGGUUUCAGUCCAGAAUCACCACAUCAAGACCCACCACCGCCAUUUGUUCACCUCUGUGCCUGUGCUGCUGGGGAAGAGUGAAGGUCUACUUUGGUGGCACCAGCCACUGACCCAGGAGAGGCAUUCACACACCCCAGAGGUCAAGGAAAAGGACAUGAAGAGAUGGCAGAACCACCAGACACAAGGGGCUGUGCACAGCAUGCAAGGGAACCCAAUGCAGAGGGCCUCCCACAGACAGCUCCUUCCCUCGUGGUUAAAAGCUGUUAGUGCUGGUGUUUUCCUGGAUGGAGUUACAUGCAGCUACAUGUUUCAUUUACUUGUGUAAGGGAAUGGGGAAUAGAGGGGAAUUCUAUUUAUAGUACAAAAUAAAAAUGCAGUGGUUCCAAUCAGGUGUUUGGUCUUUAUUAAUUAUGGCAGCCUCCUCAUCUUUGGCAAUACAAGAAGUUGCCAUUAUUAAGCCAGAAUUAAACCACUAGAAUUAUUCAUUUUAGCUGUUGGCUCUUUUCAAAGAGGGAAAUUGCUGGAGCAGCGUUUGAGCAGGAACUAAUUGGCAGCAUUAGAUGGGAGUGAACUGCACUAAGGAAUGGGACUGACUGCAAGGUGUGGGAGAACAGAGGAUUACAGUGGGAUGGUACCAUUCACUUCCUUUUCCCCAAAUUUCAGCUAAUACCCAAACCCCAGGGAGCUCUGCUGUCCACAAAUGCAGUCAUCAGCAUCCCCUGCUUAUCCCUCGUGGCUCUGGGGAUGAACACCACUGUUUUACCUUUGUCAGUGAAGGGAUCAGGGAGGAACAUACUGAUGCCCUGGGGGUCUGAGCCCCACGUGUCCCUUCCAACAGAUGCCAACUUCAAGCACCAGCAGGAGCACAGGGAAUGAGAAGAAACAUCCUUACCCCUGCAAGAGCUGUAACACAACUGCCAUUCACUCACCAUGUAGGAGACUUUAAAAGAGUCAAUAAUUCAUUACUCACUCGAGACACAGAUGAGCACUCUAGCUGCAAGAGAAAUUCUCAGAAACAAAGUCAGGAAACCAGAGGUAAGGAGAUGGGGGAAAAAAGCAUUUUGGAAAGUUUGAAACAAUUUAUUGAGUUGUUCUGUACAAGAUUAACAGUUUUCAUAACACCCCCACCAUCUUCAGCAAGACAGUGCCAACACACAUAAAAAAAAAUAGAAUAGUAAACUGCAGCUCUUACACCCAAAAGGAACUGCCAUCCCCAGGUAAGUGCCAUGGGAGCCUAUCCCUCCCCAUUCCAUCCUGGAAGCGCUGCAAGUUGCCUCCCCAAGGCAGAGGUGCCAGCCUGGCUCCCCAUCAGCUGCUCUGCGUGGGCCUGCCUUGCUGCCACUCUGCUCCACACCACUCACUCAUUCAUUAUAGCAUGUAAAGAAAAAAUAUCCCACAGAAUUUCCACCACAUAAACAUUUCCCUGAGGCAAGAGGCUUCGCUAAAUUCCUAGAAGGAGGGCAUUCUGCUCUGGCCGCGCACACCGGGGCUUCCCAGCAGAAGCAUUCAAGUGAAAGCAAAGAGAGGGAGGAGAACCAGUACCUCGAGUCACUCGCUGAGAGCCCCUAUCCUGCCAGGUGUCCCAACCUUUCAGCUCCCAGGGGAAGGUGAAGGUGCCAAGCACCCCUCAGGACGAGGCCUUCAACAGGAACCACGCGACAUCCGCUGCUCAGAGUCCACCAAGAAACGCUGUGCUUCGUUUUACCCACGCGAGUUCUCUUUGGCUCUUUUGCUACAACCUAGGUAUUUUCUGUAAACAGACUUGAAAUCUGAGCUGUAUCCAUUAUUGUGAAAUACAAUCAACUCACUGAUUCUUGGGCAGUUAUGCAUCAGUUCAAAUUGAAAACAGUCUUUCUCAGAUCUUAACAAAAAACAGAGGAAACUAAAGCAGACAUUUGCUGGUAUCCUGGGGUCAGCAUCCUUUCCCAGUGCUCAAGGAGGAAGCUACAAGCUUUUCCUUGGAAUACCAGUAAAUUCUAUGUGGAUCAGCACUAUCACUGCACAACUGGGACGUGGCUGUGGGGGCCUGAGAGAAGACAGACAGGGCAGAGCAGGAAACCAAACCUCAGAAAGCUCAGGUGGAGCCUCAGCCUGCCCUUAGCCUGAAAGGAGGUGCACAGGGAGAGUAUUUAGGUCUAAAAUUAAGAAAAAACAAACAAGAAAAGACACCCCCCAAUUGUAGAUGGUCCCUGUUCCUGCAGCUGUGCUGAGCACAUGAUCCUGGUGCAGGUACCAUUGAGGAGAGCAGUGGUUUUCUCUGGAAUUCAUUUGACAUGGGACCUUGGUUCAUCUGGCUCAUUCCCUCUGCCCACCAAAUUGAUCCUAACUCACAACCCUAGGAAAGAAUGGCUUUAGGGGAGGGCCUGGAACCCGCCUGCACAUACUGGGAUGAGAACCAGUGCUCCUGCUGGAUUUGGGACUGUGCUCAGUCACCAGGUCACCACUGAAGUCCAGACAGUGCAGCUUUUUUUUUUUCCUUUCUGAUGUGCAACCAUAAAAAGCUCUAUUAAAUAAACCAGAGUACAUUUUAAAUACAGAAUGAUUAAAAAAGGGUUGAGGAGCACACAAAAUAGG
This is a messenger RNA of Cyanistes caeruleus (blue tit), 8412 nucleotides long. The record is from RefSeq and is a predicted model, not a curated record. NCBI's taxonomy places the organism in Eukaryota, Metazoa, Chordata, Aves, Passeriformes, Paridae.